AUGGAUCAGAAUGGCCGCCCGCAGGUUCAGGUUGUCAUCAACCCUCAUUCACAACCCUCCAAUAUGGCUUUCCUUCCCCAACCUCGCCCACUCUCCGUCGAUGAGGCCUUACAGUAUUCCUCCAUGUCCAGCGCGCCGGUCUUUGGUCUCGACUGCAUAAUCCGCCCCGAUGUCGGUCGACCCUCGACAACCACCUCCAUAAACCACGUGCUUCAAGCCGGCCGCAAUACGUUGAAAGAGCUGGAUCUAGAAAUACAGUCGGGUCAGGAUGAGUCAAGUCGCUUGGAAACCUCGCGUGAAUAUCUCCAGCAAUUGUUGGAUGGGGACCAGUUGACCGAAUUUUCAAGCUUCCUCCUGCCCUCACUCGCCAUCAACCCCUCGGUUCCAGUGCCCCCCCAUGGCCCUUCUCCGGGACGCAGUCAGUUAGGCGCGUUCGCCAAGAUGAUGCUAGACUCGACCGAUAUAGCCUACAGAUGUGAGACCAAACCCGGCCAGAACUUGCUACGAAAUUUAUCUUCGCCAAAAGUCAAAGCCGAAAUCCAGAAACCCGUUCCAAGAGAGACUCCGACUUCAAAUCAUCUGCAGCCAGUGACUCCGAACAAUUCGAAACCGCCAUCCUCGACGCCAAACCUCUCUUCGAGUGGAAUCUCCGUGGUGAUUCCGGUCAAGCCUUCCCCUCAGAAAUCUGCCCAGAAGUCCAGUGUGAAACAGAAGUGGGAUCGUGGCGAGGUCGAAAUGUCAGGCGUUCGACUGAGAGAUCAAAAGGCUGAGGCGGACGACGCCGUUCUCAAACUCCAGGAUCUACUUCUGGAAGUAUUCGAGGCGGAGGAUCAAAUCGAUCCGGAGAUGACCGUUGCUCUGACAUCUGACAAACCGAAUCCGAUUUUCGUGAACACGGGGUCACUCGAAGUGCAUGGUCUGGUCUUAUCUUCCGAUUCUCAUAGCCGUCUCCAGAAAGCCAUUCGGAAAGUGGUUAGUUUCGAUCGAUUACCAGACGUUCCAUCCGACUAUCUCAAUCGGGUCCAGAAAAUGUGUGAGAAGUCUAUCAUCGCGUCACAAGCCCCGGACUUGAGCUUAAACGACCCAUCCAAUGAAUCCGAAGCACGGGAGUGGCUCUCCAAGGUGGAGGAUAUGCUGAAUGCCAUGUUCGCAAUUGGCACUCUCCUGCAGACAAUGUCUGGACGACAGACGGAGCGUGACCUCUGUCCCGAGGACCUCAUCGAAGCUAUUCCCAAUGUGUUGAACCAGGCAUUCGAUCACUGUAUCAUUCUCGCCGUGGAGGCACGAGCUAAUGGCAAGGACGCGGAGCGUUUUGGUUUUUUCUCAGCACAGAAACGCGUCAUCGGAAAUCUGAUAAACCAAAGCAGGAAGGUUCUUACUCUUUUCGCGGACUUCUUGUCUCGAAUCGAAGUCUCGGAAGGCACAAUCACGGCUGUCGAGUUCUUUGCUGCCAAACUCAUCUUCGUCGAGAAUGCACACAACGAUAAGGACUCAGCCAUCGGGCCUCAAAAGUAUGAAUCUGCAAGGCGUGGAGCGAUGGAUGUGCUUGCAAAGAUCUUUUCCCGAUACCCGGAUCAGCGCCCGUUUAUCUUGGAUGAAAUUCUCGUCUCACUUGAAAAACUUCCGUCGACGCGCCAAAGUGCUAGACAGUUCAAGCUUGCGGACGGCAAAAACAUCCAACUUUUAACUGCAUUGGUUCUUCAGCUCGUCCAGACCACUGCCUUGGAAGUUCCACGGGUAUCAAAGGCCAGGCGGCGACUUCAAGCUCCAGGCAAUGACGAUGAUGACGAAUCCAUGGGUGAUGGCAAUGGGACCAAAAGUGAAGAGUCGGAUGACGAUGAUGGCCCCGGCGAGUCUUUAGAACGCUUGGCUGCCAAAGUCAACCGACUCUACGAUAAUGCUUCGCGCAGUGCGCAAUACAUUAUAAAGUUCAUUGUUCAACGCGCUAUGACCUCAACGAAGAGUGGCGAUCAACCAUACCGCAACAUUCUUGAUCUUUUCACCGAGGACUUGAUCAACGUUCUUGGGUCAACUGACUGGCCGGCCGCUGAGCUACUUCUUCGCAUCAUGGCAUCGCACAUGGUUGGUAUCGCAGAUCUUGAUAAAAGUCCAGCCACGGCCAAAAGCAUGGCUCUCGAACUUCUGGGGUGGAUGGGUUCCGCAAUUUCCGAUCUCAUAGCCACCGCUCAACAUAUGCUUCCUGCCUUGGACGAUUCCGAGAACGAGAUUACCGAUUACCUCAAGCAGCAGUUUGAGGACUUUACCUCUCGUGCCCUUCACCCACAAGAUCUUGUUGCUCCAAGCGGGUCCUAUAGGAUGGCUCUUGAAUAUCUUGCUCAAACUAGAAAUUCUGACAAUUCCCAACUGACGAGUGCACGGGGCUUCUACCUGGCCCAGUGGGCCAAAACUGUUUGCACGCUCUAUUACAAUGCCGAGGACAAUGAGGAAUUGGCAUACGACGACACGACUGAUGAACUGGUAUCCCUCCUAUCUAAAUCAUUCUCCGAUUCACGCUGGAUGGAAACCCACAAACAAUUUGAUUUCAUUUCAAAUGUCCAAGGCAGAUUUGCCUACAUUCUCACCGUCUUGACCUCGAGCUUUGGCAAGGCAUUUGACACAAUCUUGAAAGUGCUGCUGAAUUCAAUCGCCAGCGACCAGGCUAAGGUUCGGAGCCGAAGUUUGAAGAGUGUUAUAUACAUGCUUGAAAAGGAUCCAAAUCUACUUGAUCGGGAUACUUCAGUCAUGCGAGUCAUUCUUCGCUGCACGACAGAUGCUUCGCCUAUGGUACGCGAUUCUGCGUUGUCUUUGAUUGCCAAAUGUAUUGGGUUAAAGCCAAAGCUGGAAGAAGAGGGGUGCCGAAGCAUCCUCGCAUGCGCCACAGACCAAACGGCCGGUGUGCGGAAACGAUGCAUUGGCCUUCUGAAGGAACGUUACCACAAAACUACUCGCCACGAGUUGAAAUUAGCUAUCCUUGACAGUUUUCUCCAACGUACCGGUGAUCAUGAAGACAGCGUGGCGACCUUGGCACGUCAAACAUUCGAAGAGAUUUGGCUGGUUCCAUUUCACGAAUCGAUUGACUCUACCUCCGAUGGGCCGAAACUGAAGAUGGCUCUCGGAGAGCAGGUUGGGUUAAUUGUCAGCCUUGUUCAGCGCAGUGAUUCUGCUCUGGACUCCCUCAGCACCUGUUUGCGAGCUGUGCUCUCCGAUAAAUCCAAGUCGGCCGCCUCAAAUUUCAAGGUUUGCAAAUCCAUGGUCGCAAUCAUGUUUCAGCGGCUCGUUGAAGAUGCAGAUGCCUCGGGCAAGGAGUUCCAACAGGCUCUCCUCCAGACAAUCACUGUCUUUGCAAAGGCCAAUGCGAAGCUGUUCAGCCCCGACCAGUUGGAGGCAUUACAUCCCUACAUUGGCCACCUUGCGACGGCCGACGAUCUUUUCAUCUUCCGAUCGGUCGUAGUCAUAUAUCGCUGCGUUUUGCCACACCUAUCAUCAGCCCAUAACACUCUUCUCAAGGAAGUCCAGAACGAUCUUUUCAAGAGUGUGGCCAAACUUGCCCGCGCCGAGCUGAACGAAGUCAUGGCGUGUCUCUGGACUAUCAAUAGCGUCCUGCAAAACACUGAUCGUCUGGUCAAGCUAACGGUGUCGGUUCUCAAGCCUUUGCAAGAGUACAAGGGAAUAAAGGACUUGUCAACUGAGCAGAAUGCGGGAAUCUUGGCUCGAGCCAAGAGCUAUAUUCGAAUUGCGGGCUGCGUGGGGCGACACUGUGAUCUUGAAGAAUACUUUAAUCACUUCAAGAAAUCUUUCCCGACUUCCACUGGACGUACUGUGGCUGACAUCAUGGUCGACUUUAUUCUCCCCUUUACGCUUUUCUACCAGCCUUUCGAGCUGCGAGUCAUGAGUCUAGAGAGCUUGGGUUCUAUUUGCCAAUCUUGGCCCGGUCAGUUUGGCCGAGAGCCAAGUCGAAAGACCUUUGCUCAGGUCUUUAAGGAGGACGCUCCUGGCCUACACAACAUUGUGCUCCGCUCGUUUGCGGAUUUCUUCGCCAUUCACGAAGGCAGGUCCGAGAAGUCGGUUAUGCCAGCUGCCGAGACCGCUGCGAAAGACGACUCUACACGAUUGGGCGGAUCUCUAAAAGCUAGCGACAAUGACGGGGCUGCUGCAUUGAUCGCCCAGCACUUCUUGAAAGACAUGCUCAAAGUGGCGCAAUCACGACAGGAUACCUACGCUCUCACUGCUAUUGAACUCAUUGCCAGCAUCAAUCGACAGGGACUUGUGCAUCCAAAGGAAUGCGCAGGGGUGCUUGUCUCGUUGGAGACCUCAACUGUACCAGCUAUCGCCAAGGUAGCAUUUGAUACUCACAAAAUGCUGCACUCGCAGUACGAAUCGAUGUUCGAACGAGAAUACAUGCGAGCUAUCCAAGAAGCCUUCUACUACCAGCGCGAUAUCGUUGGCGACUCCAAUGGUGCAACGCCCCGACCCUAUGUGGCCAAGCUGGCCCCGUUGUUUGACAUCGUCAAAAUCAGCAAUAGCAAGUACCAGAAGAAAUUUCUCUCGAACUUGUGUUCCAAGGUCGACUUUGAGUUGAAGAAACUCGACACUAGUGGAGACCCACCAGAGCAUCUCUUACUCUCUCGCUUUAUCUCCCAAAACCUAGCAUACUUCGAUUACGCUCAAUUAGCCGAACUGGUUCCUACCAUCGCAGCCAUGGAGCGCAUUGUUUCGUCUACCGGGACCGUCGUCGCUCAUGCCAUCGAAACGGAUAUUUUCCCUAGUCCCAUCGGGCCCCCAAUGGUCGAGACUCCAGCUGGCAUGGUGGGUCUGGCUACGGAAACGCCAAUGCCGACGGCUAUGCCUCAGCAGGUUGAUCCUGCCACGCUAAGGGUACUAGCCACUGCUGCUGCCUCCCUGAUGAUGCUUUGGGAAGCACGCACCUAUCUGCGGCGCCUUUAUAAUGUCAGUUCUCACACGAAAGACAAGGAAGGCAAGCCUGCCGCAAAGGAACUCAACAAGGCCGCGAACAAGGUCCAUGGAAUCCCUGGUGAGAGAUUCUGGGAAGCCAUUGCCCGAAACAUGACCACGCUGGACAGUCAAGAAGCCAUGCUGGCCAAAUGCCGUGAAUUUUCAACCCUGCUCGCCAUUGAUGAGGAGUUCAAGGUGGACCGUGGCGAUGAUGCCGACGGUGACCUGGACGCCAUCGGUGAAGUCGACGACAUGCUGGCUACUCCUGGUGGGGCCCGACCUCCGAAGCGCAAGAGCUCUGUCUCCAGUACGGGAUUCAAUAAGCGACCCAAAAGUCGUAAGGACUCUGUUGGCAGGAAGAGGUCCAGUCCUGAGCCUGAUGAGCCUUGGGAUUGA
Messenger RNA from Penicillium manginii, 5349 nucleotides. Its product is annotated as putative sister chromatid cohesion protein Mis4. Gene Ontology annotation, biological process: regulation of gene expression; establishment of protein localization to chromatin; replication-born double-strand break repair via sister chromatid exchange. NCBI's taxonomy places the organism in Eukaryota, Fungi, Ascomycota, Eurotiomycetes, Eurotiales, Aspergillaceae. Gene Ontology annotation, molecular function: chromatin binding. The transcript is spliced from 4 exons. The record is from RefSeq and is a predicted model, not a curated record. The coding region runs from base 1 to 5349 and encodes 1782 amino acids. Gene Ontology annotation, cellular component: Scc2-Scc4 cohesin loading complex.